AUGACGGUUCUUUUCUUGGCUCAGCAAGCAGAGGUGCCAGAGGACAGUGAUGACGAGGAUCCAGACGAGGUGUUCGGCUUCAUCAGCUUGGUCAACCUGACCGAGAGGAAGGGUGUGGAGUGUAUUGAGCAGGUUAAGGAGCUGGUGCUGGGGCAGUGUGAGAAGGCGUGUCCUCCCGCCGUCACCAAGCAACUGGAGGAGAUCCUCAACGACGUGGACAAACCCGUCGGCCUGCUGCUCAGCGAACGCUUCAUCAACGUCCCGCCGCAGAUCGCCCUGCCCCUACACAAGCAGCUGCA
Molecule: messenger RNA, 299 nt
Organism: Engraulis encrasicolus (European anchovy)
Lineage: Eukaryota; Metazoa; Chordata; Actinopteri; Clupeiformes; Engraulidae
Product: BRCA2 and CDKN1A-interacting protein-like
Exons: 2
Cellular component (GO): nucleus
Source: RefSeq, a predicted model, not a curated record